Misgurnus anguillicaudatus (oriental weatherfish) is the source of this 1728-nucleotide messenger RNA. NCBI's taxonomy places the organism in Eukaryota, Metazoa, Chordata, Actinopteri, Cypriniformes, Cobitidae. The record is from RefSeq and is a predicted model, not a curated record.
ACGAAAGCUGUUUAAAAAAGGCCUUUUGCUCGGUGUUGUGCACGCGUUCAAGCGCACUAGCUAAAGACAUGUCGGACAUGAAUCAGCUUUGCAAGCUCUUUGUUGGCGGUUUGAACGUCCAAACUACUAAUGACGGACUUCGUGCUCAUUUUGAACAGUAUGGGGCACUAACGGAUUGCGUGGUGGUCCAAAACGACCAACUUCAGCGGUCUCGUUGCUUCGGCUUUGUAACGUACUCCACUCCCGAGGAGGCUGAUGCAGCAAUGGCCGCUAGGCCACAUGUGGUUGACGGCAAAGGCGUUGAGCUGAAGAGAGCCGUGGCUCGAGAAGAUGCGGGGAAACCCGAAGCUCUCGCCAAAGUGAAGAAGAUAUUUGUUGGCGGCUUAAAAGAGGACAUCGAAGGAGACCACCUCACCGAUUACUUCUCACAAUUUGGCGCGAUAGAGAAAACCGAAGUGAUCACCGACAAAGACACCGGCAAGAAGCGUGGAUUUGGCUUUAUCCACUUUGAAGAUAACGACUCGGCCGACAAAGCGGUCGUGCUCAAGUUUCAUAUGAUCAACGGGCAUAAGGUGGAAGUCAAAAAGGCGCUAACGAAACAAGAGAUGCAAGCAGCCGGUGGUGCCCGGGGCGGCAGGGGGAGAGGAGGAGGAAGAGGCAUGAGAGGAAAUCAAAAUGGCUUCGGUGGAGGAAGAGGAGGCUACGGAGGUGGUUAUGGCGGAGGCUACGGAAGCAGUGAUGGCGGCUAUGGAAGCGGAGGCUACGGUGGUGGUUACGGCGGUGGUUAUGGAGCAAGCUACGGAGGAAGCUACAAUGAUCAGAUGGGAGGCUACGGUGGUGGAGAAGGUUAUAGUGACUUUGGCAGCGGAUACGGUCAGCAGUCGUCCGGUUACGGGCCCAUGAAGGGUGCAAGCACGUAUGGCGCUAGAGGCGGGGGAGCCCCGUACUCUCGUGGCGGCGGGGCCGGUUACGGCAGGGGCGGCUACGGAGCCUACUAAUGGCCACGUGGGACGGGAAGAGACUCCGAAACGUGUCCCCUACAUUCUCUCGAAAUGAUCACAUUCACCCGGCCAUGCAAGCGAUGGCGGACACUGUGAAAAGCAUACCUUAAAGACUUCAAUUCUUAACAGGUUUGCUUUCAGUUAUUCCAGUACUUCAAAAUAGCUGUAGCAGAUUGUUUGUACAGGGAACCUGUUCAGUACCUGGGUUCGAUUGUGAUAGGACUGAAAUAUCUCAUUAGGAUAUCAUCCUUCGAUCUAGGUAUGUAAUCAACCUGUCUUUACUACGUGUUGGUCAAGUAUUGCAUUAUUUUAUUAAAUAGAUUAUAUUAAGCUAUUUAUAUUGCUCUCUGCCCAUAAGUGAAGUGGAUCUACUGUAUUUACCUCAACUGGAGCGUUGGAUUUUGGGUCUGCGUAUAACAAAGGGGCUUAUUAGGGCAUUUGAGGUGGCCUUGGAUACUGGACUCUACCCACAUCUGCUGUGGCCAUGGAGUUUGGUUAUCUACAAGACCCAUCAACUAGCUUUUGUGUGUAAAAUCCUAUUUGGGUGUGGAGGACUGGGACAGCUGUGAUUACAGUGGAAUUCUUAUAAAACUAUUAGUCAUGCAUUAAAAAAAAUCCUAAAUCCAGAAAGUUUUAAACUAUCAAUUAAUAACUGCACAUGUACUGUUUUAAUUGAAAUGUUUUAAAUGAUUUUUAUUUUUCUAAUAAAUAUUACAAUGUGCUUUUA